Messenger RNA from Corythoichthys intestinalis (scribbled pipefish), 2867 nucleotides. RefSeq names its product reticulon 4 receptor-like 2b (gene rtn4rl2b). Gene Ontology annotation, molecular function: protein binding. Bases 116 to 1489 code for a protein of 457 amino acids. The transcript has 4 exons. The record is from RefSeq and is a predicted model, not a curated record. Gene Ontology annotation, cellular component: extracellular matrix. NCBI's taxonomy places the organism in Eukaryota, Metazoa, Chordata, Actinopteri, Syngnathiformes, Syngnathidae.
UCAGUCCUCUGUGAAGCCACAGCGACUCGGUCCCCAGAGCGGAACGUCAGCAGAGAUAGCAGCAAGCAGGCACUUCUUCGCCGGGCAGGCUAACUCGCUUUCUGUUUUACUCGUCAUGGAGACUCGCUGGCCUUUGAAGAGAUCCAGAACAACCCACAAAUUCAAGAGUGGAUUGUCACUGUGGCUGAUCCUGUGGCUGGUAGUGGUAAAACCCAGCAGUGUGGCUGCAUGCCCCAGGCUUUGUGUGUGUUAUCCUACGCCCAUGACAGUCAGCUGCCAGUCCCAGAACCUGACCAUCGUUCCGGCCGGUGUGCCGUACGACUCACAACGUGUGUUCCUGCAGAACAAUCGUAUUACAGAACUCCGCGCGGAUUCUUUUGGCUUUGAAACACAGGUGCUUUGGCUUUAUGGCAAUAAUGUCACAUGGAUUGAGGCUGGAGCCUUUAGUAACCUGAGGGUGCUUGAGGAGUUGGACCUGGGAGACAAUCCCACAUUGAGACGUCUAGAAGGUGGAGCUUUUCGGGGGUUGGAGAAGCUGCAGAGUCUGCACAUGCACCGAUGCAAGCUUGGCAUGUUACCCCACGACCUCUUCCACAAGUUGUAUAGUCUCCAGUUUCUCUACUUGCAGGAGAAUCAACUCCACUUUCUGCAGGAUGACCUGUUCACAGAUCUGGUCAACCUCACCCACCUAUUCCUCCACGGCAACCGAAUUCGAGUCCUAACUGAGAAUGUGUUCCGAGGUUUGGUUAAUCUGGACCGCCUACUUCUCCACGAAAAUCGAAUCAGGCAGGUCAACCGUCGCGCUUUCCGCGACCUUGGCCGCGUCUCCAUUCUUUACCUUUUCAAUAACUCCCUUGCCGAGCUGCCAGGCCAGGCUAUGAGAGACACCCAGGGUAUUAACUUCCUCCGUCUCAAUGGUAACCCUUGGUCCUGUGGCUGCGAGGCCCGUUCAUUGUGGGAGUGGUUCCGCAAAUCCCGCAUUUCCUCCUCUGAGCUGAUCUGCUCCUCGCCAUCCCAACGUCGCGGGCAAGAUCUCAGAUUCCUCCGGGAGCUGGACUUUGCCCUCUGUCCCAUGCCUGACCCCGGCUCCUUAGCCGGAACCACCACAACCACCUUCAGCACCAAGACCCGCUGGUGGUUCUCCAAGAACAAGCCUGCGUCAUCCUCCAAGGUCAAUAACCACAAGACCACAGACACAGUGAAGUCAUUCCCUCUAGGAAAACCAAAUUAUUUCCCCAAAAGCCAGUUUGACACAUUUCCUCCCAAAUAUGAACUAUCAGAUGAUGAAAUGGCUCUUCCUAAACUCGACCAAGAAGAGUACUGGGCCAACUAUGGCAACGAAGACGGCGCCAUCCGUUGCUUUGAGCCCGACUGCUACGACAAUCCAUCUUUUGUGUCGUCAUUCUCAUCCUCUGCCACCCAUCCAGCCCUCCUACACCCUUUCUCUUUCUGCAUACUCGCUUUCUGCCUUUAUUUACUUUUUGGCUGAAUCCGACCAAUCUUCAACACUUAUCUCUUCUCUCAUUCCUCAGUCCUGCUCUUUUCAACUCAAAACAAAAACCUGGGAUCUUGAUCCCUUUCUGCCACCUCCUCAAUCUUUGAAGUAGGUGAAGGCGCGCAGCGACAGGAAACAGGCAAGGAAGCCAGUAUCUGUUAUCAAAAACAGAUAUCAAUUGAGGCUUAUCAAAAUAGUUGAUGUGGCUGCUGGAGACAGUGAAAGGUAGCACACAGCCACUUUUAACGAAUGACAUAACACUCUGAAGGCAUUAUAAAUUCUAGUUUCUUUUCUACAUGGAAAAAAAGUGUGUCAAUGCUUUUGAAAAAAAAGUGAAAACAUAUGAGAACGAUAAGAGGGUGUGUUGCAAUAGUUUAGUUUAUAUAUUUCUUUGGAUGAGUCGAAGUAGUGAUUCAAGUCAUAAAAAAGAGGCAGGCUUUGCAUUAGGUAUGAGGGCCGUCUGUAGGUCAUCCACCUUCUAAUGUUUACUAACAUGAAAAAUCAACACAAUUUAAAUAAAAUACACCGACAGAGAGGCUAGUUAUCAAAUAUAUUAAUAUGUGCACUGCAGAUUGUCACAGAUGGGAUUUGCACAUGGAACUUGGCUUGUUCUGUAGUCAGAGGUCGGAUGCUGAAGUCAAAGAGAGCACUGAAAGGACGAAUUUUGAAAUCUGAUUGGUUAAGAAAUAGUCCAUUUUCUUAUUGCUCAUGUUUCAGCGACCAGCAUUACUACAUCUGAAGGCCGUGGACACAUUUGAUAUUUUUUUAUAUAAAAUGGUAACAUCAGAGUUGCCAAAACAAAACGAGGCCAAGUGCAGGAUUGUCAGCCAAGAGUGAUUUUCUCCUCUCAGAUUCCAUGUCAUGUGUGAGCCCAGAGAUGUCAGCACCACAGCCACCCACACUUGUACAUGCAACUUGAAACAACUCAAGCAACUUGAAACACGCAUCACACGACAAACGUCACACAUCUCGCACUUCUCCGCACUACUGUUGCCUGGUUUGACUUUCCCCUCUUAACUCUGCAGUGUUUAGGAAUGGAUGAAACCAUUAAAUUGGCUGAUAAAGUUAAUCAUAAAUGUGUCUGUUUUAUGUGUUGUUUUUUUUUUUUUUUUUUUAAUUAGAUUAUAAGCAAGUGUUUGAAGCAUGAAGAAAUUAGAUUUUUAUGUUGCAUACCUGUAUUUAUUAAAGGUUUUCCUAAUUUGGAAAAAAAAUUUGAAAUGUUAUAUAGAACUUAUUUAUUAUUGAAAAACCCAAGAGUUUUAUUUAAUCAGAAAACAUGUUUUUAAACAUUGCAUUUGACCUGAAAAAGACCCUAAUUCUGUGUGUUUCAAAAGAAAGCUGGUCAUUGCUGUGCUUUGUUUAGAAAAAAUAA